AUGACCUCAAUUGGUACCGGUUACGAUCUUUCCAAUAGUGUUUUCUCCCCCGAUGGUAGAAACUUUCAAGUGGAGUAUGCCGUAAAAGCCGUCGAGAACGGCACCACGUCUAUUGGUAUCAAGUGCAACGAUGGUGUGGUAUUUGCUGUGGAAAAGCUUAUCACUUCCAAACUGCUAGUUCCACAGAAAAAUGUUAAGAUUCAAGUCGUAGACCGUCAUAUCGGUUGCGUUUAUUCAGGCUUGAUCCCUGAUGGCAGACAUCUGGUCAAUCGUGGCCGUGAAGAAGCCGCCAGCUUCAAAAAGAUGUACAAGACGCCCAUUCCCGUUCCUGCGUUUGCCGAUCGUCUGGGACAGUACGUGCAGGCGCACACUUUGUACAAUAGUGUUAGACCAUUCGGAGUAAGUACCAUCUUUGGGGGGGUAGAUAAAGAUGGUGCCCACCUUUACAUGUUGGAGCCAAGCGGCUCAUAUUGGGGGUACAAGGGUGCCGCCACUGGGAAAGGUAGGCAAUCCGCAAAGGCUGAAUUGGAGAAACUAGUCGACCAACACACGGACGGUCUUACAGCGAAAGAGGCUGUCAAGCAAGCUGCAAGGAUUAUCUACUUGGCACACGAAGAUAAUAAAGAAAAAGACUUUGAGUUGGAGAUGAGCUGGUGCUCACUGUCGGAAACAAAUGGUCUCCACAAGUUUGUUAAGGGCAAUCUGCUACAGGAGGCCAUCGAUUUCGCCCAAAAGGAGAUUAACGGUGAUGACGAUGACGAUGAAGAUGAUAGCGAUAGUGCUAUGUCCAGUGACGAUGAAAACGCUCCAGUGGCUACGAACGCAAAUGCUACUACCGACCAAGAGGGUGACAUUCACUUAGAAUAG
This is a messenger RNA of Saccharomyces kudriavzevii IFO 1802, 867 nucleotides long. RefSeq names its product proteasome core particle subunit alpha 7 (gene PRE10). The record is from RefSeq and is a predicted model, not a curated record. Gene Ontology annotation, cellular component: nucleus; proteasome core complex; proteasome core complex, alpha-subunit complex. The coding region runs from base 1 to 867 and encodes 288 amino acids. Gene Ontology annotation, biological process: ubiquitin-dependent protein catabolic process. The transcript has a single exon. NCBI's taxonomy places the organism in Eukaryota, Fungi, Ascomycota, Saccharomycetes, Saccharomycetales, Saccharomycetaceae.